Mytilinidion resinicola is the source of this 1173-nucleotide messenger RNA. Its product is annotated as MFS general substrate transporter. Gene Ontology annotation, biological process: transmembrane transport. The record is from RefSeq and is a predicted model, not a curated record. The transcript has 4 exons. Gene Ontology annotation, molecular function: transmembrane transporter activity. Lineage: Eukaryota; Fungi; Ascomycota; Dothideomycetes; Mytilinidiales; Mytilinidiaceae. The coding region runs from base 1 to 1173 and encodes 390 amino acids. Gene Ontology annotation, cellular component: membrane.
AUGAUGCAGAAACCUCACACAGCACCCCAGGACUCUAUCAACUUGACCAAAUACCCAGCUUCUACCCCGUCAGGUCAGUCAGAGCUACAAGCAGCAGCCCCAACUCCUGCAGCGGACGAGCCGCCCAGGCCAAGUGUUAGAGUGGUUGCUUUCAAACUCCUCAGUGCUACAUUCGCUUUUUUCAUCGCCGGCAUCAAUGACGGAAGCCUCGGCACCCUGAUUCCGUACAUCUUGCGCGCAUAUCAAAUACACACUGGACAAAUAGCUAUUCUUUAUACUUCCGGAUUCGUGGGAUGGCUUCUCGCCGCACUACUUGGUGGGUAUCCAAAACUGCAUCUUGGAACUGGCGGAACGCUGGUUCUCGGUGCUGCUCUGCAAAUAGUGGCAUAUACGUUGAGAUUCUGGAAACCGCCAUUUGGUCUCUUCUGCACUACUUUCUUCUUCGCGGCUUUGAGGACGGCGUUUCAAGAUUCCCAAGCAAAUACCUUCGUAUCAACCGUUAAGACCGCCCACCGCUGGCUUGGUGUUAUACAUGCCAGUUACGGUGUGGGGUGUCUUGUAGGUCCUCUGAUUGCUGCCGCCAUAGCGCCGUCAAGCCCUGAUCACUGGACUUGGUUUUAUUUCUUUCCACUGGGAUUGAGCGUCGCCAAUCUCUUCCUUGUAGCUGCAUCAUUCAGAAAUGAAGUUCGCCUGCCGAGACUCUUAUCACGAAAGCCAGAAGAAAUCGGCGAGGUAAACCCCAGGAAAGCUUGGCCUGAGAUGAAACUCACGCUCCGAAACAAAACCGUGUGGUUAUUGGGUGUCUUUUUCUUCUUCCACCUGGGGGCCGCUAUCACUGCCGGGGGUUGGCUUGUUGAAUACCUCGUUACUGUUCGAAAGAACAAGCUCUCCGAAGUUGGGUACGUGCCUUCAGGCAUGUACGGUGGGCUCGCAGUCGGCAGAUUGCUCCUUGCGGAACCAACAUUUAGACUUGGAGAACGUCGGAUGCUCCUCAUUUACUCGGCGCUGUGUCUCGUUCUACAGAUUGUCUUCUGGAAGGUAAAAAAUCUGAUAUCAAGCGCGAUCACAGUCAGCUUGAUGGGAUUUUUCUUGGGGCCUUUCUUUGCUACUGGCAUCUCGACUGCGACUAAGAUUCUCCCUGUUGAAAUUCAUGCUACUGCUCUUGGUACGUGA